Molossus molossus (Pallas's mastiff bat) is the source of this 4788-nucleotide messenger RNA. RefSeq names its product maestro heat like repeat family member 2B (gene MROH2B). NCBI's taxonomy places the organism in Eukaryota, Metazoa, Chordata, Mammalia, Chiroptera, Molossidae. The transcript is spliced from 42 exons. The record is from RefSeq and is a predicted model, not a curated record. The coding region runs from base 1 to 4788 and encodes 1595 amino acids. Gene Ontology annotation, cellular component: acrosomal vesicle; cytoplasm.
AUGGUGUUUGAGAGGAGCAGCUGUGUUCUUGCCCAGCCCAAUGAACACCCUUCAAAGACUUUUGGAGAUAUUAACCUCACUCUGGGCAUGCUGAACAAGGAAGAUAAUAUCAAUAAGGAAGAAAUUUAUAGUCAUCUCACUUCCGUUAUUCAGAAUGCUGACAUCUUGGAUGAUGCCAUUGUCCAGAGGUUGAUUUAUUAUGCUUCUAAGGACAUGAGAGAUGACAAUGUCCUCCGAGAAAUCAGAAUGCUAGCUGGCGAGGUCUUGGUGUCCCUUGCUGCACAUGAUUUCAACUCUGUGAUGUUUGAAGUACAGAGUAACUUCCGGAUCCUGGAGCUCCCAAAAGAAUUCAUUGUGCUUGCCCUGGCGGAGCUGGCAACCAGCUAUGCCUCCCAGAGCAUCCCCUUCAUGAUGAUGACCCUGCUCACCAUGCAGACCAUGCUCAGGCUGGCGGAGGAGGAGAGCAUCAGGGGAGCUUUCUGUGUCGCCCUUGAGAAGUUCAGCAAGGCCAUUUACAAGUAUGUGAACCACUGGAGAGAUUUCCCCUACCCCAGACUGGACGCCAACCGACUGUCCGACAAGGUCUUCAUGCUGUUCCGGUACAUCAUGGAGAAGUGGGCCCCCACGGCCACACCCGUGCAGACUGUGUCCAUCGUCAAGGCCCACGGCCCCACCGUGAGCCUGCUGCUCCAUCGAGAAGACCUCUGUGAAUAUGCCCUGGGCCAGGUGCCCUGGCUGCUGAACCAGUAUAAAGACAGAGAGAUCGAUUUCCAUGUCACACAGAGCCUGAAACAAAUCCUGACUGCGGCCAUCCUCUAUGACACUGACCUUCCAAAGGCCUUGAAAAGAAGCAUCUUCGUCAAUUUACUCCACCAGGUGUGCAGAGUCCCGGAGCCUCCGGUAAAGGAAAAUGAAAUGGAAGCUUCCAGCUGCUUCCUCAUUCUAGCCCACUCCGACCCUGCAGACCUGAUAGACUUUUUUGAUGAACAAAUAAGAAGUAAUAAUGAAGCCACUCGAAGGGGGAUCUUGACCUUGCUGAGACUGGCUAUCAGUGCUGAAGAGCCCAACCUGAGGGAUCACAUUACUUCAAUAGAAAGAACAGUCAAAGCUGUCAUGGGUGACCUCAGCAUAAAAGUAAGAAAUUCCACCCUCCUCCUCAUCCAAACCAUGUGUGAAAAAUGCUACAUUGAAGCCCAGGAAGGAUGGCCACUGAUCAAUUACGUCUUCUCCCAGUUUGUAAUGUCCAACAGGAACCUGGAGAAGUCAGCGAAACCUAACUCCCACAAGGAUGAAAAGGGAGAGCAAUCUGUCCGAGCAACAAGCCUGGAGGUCUUAAAAACGCUGGACCCUCUGGUCACGGGGAUGCCUCAGGUGCUAUGGCCGCGAAUCCUGACCUUCGUGGUACCUGCAGAAUAUACGGGGACUCUGGACUGCCUGUUCAACAUCAUCAGAAUUCUGAUUAUGGCAGAAGAGAGAAGGAAAAAUAACGCCCCAGAGUCAACAGCCCUUGUCAUCUCCACGGGAGCUGUGAAACUUCCUUCACCACAGCAGCUCCUGGCCAGACUUCUGGUGGUGUCUAUGCUUGCCAGUUUAGGGAAAUUAUGUGGGGUUGGUGCGAUAGGACUUUUGAAGAUAUUGCCUGAAAUAAUUCACCCCAAAUUGGUAAACCUGUGGAAAACACGCUUACCCGAGCUCCUGCAGCCUCUGGAAGGAAAGAACGCUGGCAUCACGCUGUGGGAAACGAUGCUGCUCCAGUUGCUCAAAGAGUCUUUAUGGAAGAUCAGUGACGUAGCCUGGACCAUUCAGCUGAGUCGCGAUUUCAACCAGCAAAUGGGCAGUUACAGCAACACCUCCAUUGAGAAGAAAUUCCUUUGGAAAGCCUUGGGAACCACCUUAGCAUCCUGCCAAGACGCAAACUUCGUAAGCUCACAGAUAAAGGAGUUUCUGAUCGCUCCCAGCCAACUGGGGGAUCAACGACAGGGAAUUACAUCUAUUUUAGGAUACUGUGCUGAGAACCACUUGGAUACUGUUUUAAAAGUUCUUAAAACAUUCCAAGAUCGGGAAAAGCAUUUCAUGAAUCGAUGUAAGGGUCUUUUUUCGGGGAAAAAGAGCCUGAGCAAGACUGACGUCAUGGUAAUCUAUGGAGCUGUGGCCCUCCACGCUCCCAAGGGUCAGCUCCUCACCAGGCUUGAUCAAGACAUCGUAUCCCAAGUCCUGUUUCUAUAUGGCCAGUGCUCUCAGGUUCUGGGCAUGUCUGUGAUGAACAAGGACAUGGAUCUGCAGAUGAGUUUCAUAAGAAGUAUCACUGAGAUUGGCAUUGCUGUCCAAGAUGCUGAGGAUCCGGGGUUCAGGUUUUCCUACAAGGAGGUGCUGCUCGGUCACAUGCUGGACUUCAUCAGAGACGAGCCCCUGGACUCCUUGGCUACCCCUGUGCGCUGGAAAGCCCUCGUCGCCAUCAGACACCUCAGUAAACUGAAGCCUCGGCUCUCGCUCCACGACCACCUCAAUAUUCUUGAAGAGACGAUUCGGAGGCUGCUGCCCCUUCCCCCUCUGGAAAAACUCACAGAUGAGGGCGAGACAGAGAAGGACAAGGAGCACAUCAGUUUUCUCUACGAGCGCUCCAUGGAUGCACUGGGGAAGCUGCUGCGGACCAUGAUCUGGGACAACGUGAAAGCCAGGGACUGUCAGGAGAUGUUCAAUCUUCUCCGAAUGUGGCUUGUUUCACAAAAAGAGUGGGAAAGAGAACGAGCCUUCCAGAUCACCGCGAAAGUGCUGGCAAAUGACGUGGAGGCACCAGACGACUUUAAGAUCGGCUCGCUCCUGGGCCUUCUGGUCCCGCACUCCUGUGACACCCUGGCCACCAUCCGCCAGGCGGCCACCAGCGCUGCCAUCGCCCUGUUCUGUAUGAAAGGUGUUCAACUGGAAAUGGAGAGACUGCAGGGUCUGCAGGAAGGGCUGCAAUGUGACGAUGUGGACAUCCAGAUCAAGAUCUCCUCCAAAAUAGCCAAGAUUGUUAGCAAACUCAUCCCAAGUGAAGAAGUGACCAUGUUCCUGGAGGAAGUCCUGGACGGUCUGGAGACCCUCAACCCCACGUGUACAACGGCCUGUGGCAUAUGGAUGAUCACAGUCCUGAAGGAGCAGGGAGCUGCCUUGGAAGAUCAGCUGUUGGAGAUUCUGAGCAUAAUCUACUACCACAUGCCGAUCCUCAGACAAAAGGAGAAGAGUUUCCAGGCUACCCUCGAAGCCGUGUCCCAGAUCGCCAGCUUCCACACGGGCGCGGUCGUCGCCAACCUUCUUCAGAAGCCUCUGCCCUUCGACAGGGACACCAAGACGCUGUGGAAGGCUCUGGCCGAGCACCCGGCCUCCCGCGGCGGACUCUUGCGAGCCCUGACGGACAAGCUGGACAGCAGGCUGGAAGACGACCUGGCCAGCAUGGGCGCCAUCGCAGUGGCCUGUGCUAUCCAAGAAGUGGUGUCAAUAGGCACCCCAGUGGCAGGCUUGUACCCACAGCUGUUCACCCUCCUCCUGAAGCUGGUCAGCUGCACACUGGGCCAGGAGAUGCCCGCUUCUUCCCUGAGCCUCCGGCGCCGGGUGAUGCAGCAGGGGGAGCGGCAGCAGAUGGCAGACCCCUGCAGGCUCUCCACCACAACUCUGAAGUGCGUGCAAGCCCAGGCCAUGAGAGAGGGCCUGACCAAGGAGUCCGAUGAGGGGGACAACCUAUGGCCGCUGCUCCAUGACCCCAGCACCCACCAUCUCGGCGUCUGUGCACUGGCCAGGAGCAUGGCUGUGUGGCAGCAGGGCGUCAUCGCGAACAUCAUGGAGCAGCUGCUGCCCUCGCUCACCUCCUCCUCGGAGAACUACCGCAUAACCGGCACCGCUUUCUUCUCCGAGCUCAUGAAGGAGCCUGUCAUUUGGAAGCACCGGAAUCUCUGCGACGUGCUCAUCUCCAUGGACCAGAGCGCCUGGGACUGCAACGCCACCUUGCGGCAAAUGGCCAUCCGGGGCCUCGGCAACACCGCCUGCGGAGCCCCUCACAAGGUGAGGAAGCACAAGCAGAUCAUACUGGAAUCCGUCAUCAGAGGCCUGUACCACCUGGCGCGCACCGAGGUCGUCUGUGAGAGCCUGAAGGCGCUCAGGGGCAUCCUGGCGCUGCUCACGGACCGCGACGUCAGCUUCUACUUCAAGGAGAUCGUGCUGCAGACGAGAACCUUCUUUGAAGACGAGCAGGAUGAUGUGAGACUGACUGCCAUUGUCUUAUUUGAGAAUCUGGCAUCCCUAACAGGAAGAAGGUGGAAGAUUUUUUUUGCAGAAGAAAUUAAAAAGAGCAUGAUUUCAUUCCUUCUCCACCUCUGGGACCCCAAUCCCAAAGUUGGAGCUGCUUGCCUUGACGUCCUGAUGGUCUCCAUUCCUUUCCUGGGCCUCCAGGACCUCUACGGGGUGUUGGAUCGUCUCCUUGACGGUCAGGAUCCACCCCGGGCCAGGGAUUUCUACAGGCAGUUCUGUGUGAAGCUGGCCAAGAAAAACCAGGAGAUCCUGUGGAUCCUCCACACACACUCGUUCACCUUCUUCGCCAGCAGCUGGGAGGUGAUCAGGAGCGCAGCCAUCAAGCUCACAGAUGCCAUCGUCUUCAAUCUGACCAACCAGUACGUGGAGUUAUUAGACAGAGAACAACUGACCACACGGCUCCAAGCACUUCGGCAAGACCCCUGCGUCAGCGUCCAGAGGGCAGCCGAGGCCGCCGUGCAGACCCUCCUGAGACGGUGCAGAGAGAUCGGCGCCCUCCUGUAA